Messenger RNA from Myotis davidii, 1317 nucleotides. RefSeq names its product putative gamma-glutamyltranspeptidase 3. Gene Ontology annotation, biological process: glutathione catabolic process. Lineage: Eukaryota; Metazoa; Chordata; Mammalia; Chiroptera; Vespertilionidae. Gene Ontology annotation, molecular function: glutathione gamma-glutamate hydrolase. The transcript has 6 exons. Bases 1 to 1203 code for a protein of 400 amino acids. The record is from RefSeq and is a predicted model, not a curated record.
AUGUGCCCCCGCCCGUCACGUGUGGGGACCCACUCUGAGCCGGGCGCCCGGGGCUCUGGCCUGUGUGCCCUGAGCAGCAGGGGACGCGAGGAGGCCUGGGCGGGCCACGGGCGGAGGAGCCUGAGCGUGGACCGGAGCCGCUGUCCUGGCUCUCGUCCCCCAUUCUGGGUGGCUGUGGGGCGGUCCGGCCACCGCCCCCCACCCCCUGCCUCACGGAGCCCGCUCUGCCCCAGCGAGGUGUUCUGCCGGGACGGCAAGGUGCUGCGGGAGGGGGACCGAGUGACCAUGCCGCGGCUGGCCGUCACCUACGAGACACUGGCCUCCGAGGGCGCCCAGGCUUUCUACAACGGGAGCCUCACGGCCCAGAUUGUCCGCGACAUCCAGGAGACUGGGGGCAUCGUCACGGCCAAGGACCUGAACGACUACCGCGCGGAGCUGAUCGAGCACCCACUGAGCAUCAGCCUCGGGGACGCCCGGCUCUACGUGCCCAGCGCCCCCCUCAGCGGGCCCGUGCUGGCCCUCAUCCUCAACAUCCUCAAGGGGUACAACUUCUCACGGGCGAGCGUGGAGACCCCUGAGCAGAAGGGUCUGACCUACCACCGCAUCGUGGAGGCCUUCCGCUUCGCCUACGCCAAGAGGACCCUGCUGGGGGACCCCAAGUUUGUCAGUGUGACUGAGGUGGUCCGGAACAUGAGCUCCGAGUUCUUUGCGGCGCAACUGCGCAGCCGCAUCUCCGACAACACCACGCACCCCGCCUCCUACUACGAGCCCGAGUUCUACAUCCCAGACGACGGGGGCACUGCCCACGUGUCCGUGGUCUCGGAGGAUGGCAGCGCCGUGGCGGCCACCAGCACCAUCAACCUCUACUUCGGGUCCAAGGUGCUGUCCCCGGUCAGCGGGAUCCUGUACAAUGAUGAGAUGGACGACUUCAGUUCCCCCAACAUCAUUAACCAGUUCGGGGUGCCCCCCUCACCGGCCACCUUCUUCAAGCCAGGUGCGUGGGGUCCGGAGGGCGUCCUGGGCCCCGCUGAGGCCUCCCUCUCUCCCCCGUCCCAGGCGGUGACCACAGGCCUGAAGAGCCGGCACCACCACACCAAGGAGGUGUCCACCUUCAUCGCAGUGGUGCAGGCCAUCGCCCGCACGGACGGUGGCUGGGCGGCCGCCUCUGACUCCAGGAAAGGCGGGGAGCCGGCUGGCUACUGAGGGUGCGGGGCGGGCCAGGCUGGGACUUGGGGGACGGGCUUCUCCCGCGAGGGGCAAAGCAGUGCAAUAAAUGGGGCCUCGGCGCCAGGUGCUGCUGGGCUCCCGAUUCCCUGG